Messenger RNA from Lactuca sativa (garden lettuce), 1628 nucleotides. RefSeq names its product glucan endo-1,3-beta-glucosidase 8-like. Gene Ontology annotation, molecular function: hydrolase activity, hydrolyzing O-glycosyl compounds. Gene Ontology annotation, biological process: carbohydrate metabolic process. The record is from RefSeq and is a predicted model, not a curated record. Lineage: Eukaryota; Viridiplantae; Streptophyta; Magnoliopsida; Asterales; Asteraceae.
AUGGUGAAUGUUUUGUUUGUAGGUGCAAUUCUGUUGAGCCUUUUUGGUUCAAAUGUUGAAGGGUUGGGUGUGAAUUGGGGUACAAAAGCUUACCACCAAUUACCACCCGAAAAAGUGGUUCAAAUGUUGAAAGAUAAUGAAAUUGAGAAGGUGAAGUUGUUCGAUGCCGAUGAAAACGUACUAAACACCUUCGCGGAAACAAAUAUUGAGGUCAUGGUGGCUGUCAAGAAUUCUGAACUCGAGGAAAUGACCAAUAAGACCAAAGCCAAGCAUUGGGUCAAGGACAAUGUUGUCAAACACAUUGAUCAUAAUGUCAAAAUAACGAUGGUAGCGGUUGGUAACGAGCCAUUUCGAGAGGAUUAUGAGAAUAUGUAUAUCAACUCAACACUUCUGGCCCUAGAGAAUAUUCAAAGAGCCCUUGAUAAGUUGAGCUUAGGAGACAGGAUCAAGGCCUCAGUUCCAUUCAAUGAGGAUAUUUAUAUGACCCCACCAUGGAAGCCAUUUCCAUCUGCAGGGAUUUUUCGUCCUGAAAUUUCCGACCAAGUUGAAGAUAUAGCCGAUUUCCUAGCUAAGCAUAAUGCUCCAUUUAUUGUCAAUAUUUAUCCGUUUACGAGUGUUGCCUUGUCAGAUGACAGUUAUCCAAGCGAUUUUGCUUUUUUUGACGGUAACGUUGGUAUCACAGAUGAUAACAUCGACUACACUAAUGUGUUCGAUGCGAGUUAUGACACUUGUGUGUCAGCUCUAAAACAAGUCGGUCAUGAGAACAUGACUAUUAUAGUUGGGGAGAUAGGUUGGCCCACAGAUGGAAACGUAUUGGCCAACAAAACCCUGGCUUCAAGAUUUUAUAAAGGGCUUUUACCACGAUUAGCAGCCAAAGAAGGGACGCCUUUACGUCCUGGGCACAUUGAAGUGUACCUUUUCGAACUGCUUGAUGAAGAUGCAAAAAGCAUACUUCCCGGGAACUUCGAGCGACAUUGGGGUAUCUUUGACUAUGCAGGUCAACCGAAGUUCAAUAUGAGCUUAAAUGGAAAAGACGAAAACAAAACGUUGAUAGGAGUCAAAGACGUCGAAUAUCAAUCUAAGAAGUGGUGUGUUUUGAAGGCACAAAAGUCUUUGGACAAACACAAACUCCAUGAGAGCUUGUUGUAUGCUUGUGAUAAUGCUGAUUGUAGUGCCUUCGCUGAAGGUGGAUCCUGUAGUGGUCUUAGUAGUCCUGAUAAAACAUCUUACGCCUUGAAUGCUUAUUUUCAAGCAUCAAACCAAUCAAAAGAUAGUUGUGAUUUUGGAGGUUUGGCUACUGAAGUUGAGACUGAUCCUUCUAAGGGUUAUUGCAAGUUCAAUAUUCAGAUUGUGCCUUAUGAUCCUAAAGAUUCAUGGACAAGAUUCAAAUCAUGGUUCUCAUCGUCACACAUCACCCGUGCACCACCGGUUGCUUUCACAAGUUUGGCCCUUUUGGCUAUGGUUUCCUUGUUUUUCUUUUAGAGUUUGAAACGAUUUAUUUAUUGAUUUAUUACACGAGCAAAUAAACAAGAAAAUAAUUGUAAUGUUUUCCGGCUUGAUUAAUCUUUAGGUCCUUAUAUUUAUUAUUUCAUAAAAUAAUGUAGACAAGUUUAAUCGAUGUCUAUGUA